Molecule: messenger RNA, 717 nt
Organism: Syngnathoides biaculeatus (alligator pipefish)
Lineage: Eukaryota; Metazoa; Chordata; Actinopteri; Syngnathiformes; Syngnathidae
Gene: cst3
Product: cystatin C (amyloid angiopathy and cerebral hemorrhage)
Exons: 3
Coding region: 60-443 (127 amino acids)
Molecular function (GO): cysteine-type endopeptidase inhibitor activity
Source: RefSeq, a predicted model, not a curated record
AUGUUUAUAUAAACGUAACUGGGAGAAGCGACGCUCCAGUCCGAAAAGUACACGCAGCAAUGGUUUGGAAAGUUGCUGUCCUUCUUCUUGGGGUUUGCGCCGUUGGCCUCGGCCACGUCAUCCCCGGGGGAUUUAGCGAUGCGGACUCCAACAGCGAAGACGUGCAGAAUGCCCUCAAAUUCGCCAUUGGGCAACAUAACAACGCCUCGGCCGACCUCUUCCUCAGUCAAUUGGUAGAUGUGGUCAGUGCUAAAAGUCAGAUUGUUUCUGGCAUCCGUUACGUCAUUAAUGUGAAAAUGGCGAAGACUUCGUGUAGGAAGGACAGUUCGGAUGAGCAGUGCGGAGUUGCAGUCUUGGGUCAGCCUUACCAGUGCACUUUCACAGUGUGGAGCCGUCCAUGGCUGAUGGAAUUCAGCCUGCUGGAAGAGAAGUGUUCAAAUUAGCAAUGGGGAAAGCAUCAGUACAUUAUUAUCAUUCCUUAAAAUUGAAUCACGUCUUCAUUCUUAGGCCUAGGUGAACUGUAUACUGAGCAAGAAAUGACUACUGUCGCAGUAAUUUUCAGAUUUCUGAAUAGAUUCAUUCAUUCAGAUUUUAUGUUUGGUUUUAUUUUUUUUUUUUUCAUCUUCUUAGUGAAACAAGCUAACCACAAGUAGAUAUGAACUCUGAUUACUAGUCUUUUAUGGUUUUCAACAUGAAAUUAAAGUAACUCACUAUUAA